CGCCAGCGAGCGCGCUUUAUACUGGCGUGCGGAGCGGCGGCAGCAGCGAGCGGCAGGGCUGAGCAUCACCGCGCGGCGAUACCGAGUCACCUGCCAACAUGUCCGACAAGCCAGACAUGGCCGAGAUCGAGAAAUUUGACAAGUCCAAAUUGAAGAAGACAGAGACGCAAGAGAAAAACCCGCUGCCUUCAAAAGAAACAAUUGAACAGGAGAAGCAAGCGGGUGAAUCGUAAUGAAAUCUGCCCUUCCAAAUUAUGCACUGUACAUUCCACAAGCAUUGCCUUCUUAUUUUACUUCUUUUAGCUGUUUAACUUUGUAAGAUGCAAAGAGGUUGGAUAAAGUUUAAAAUGACUGUACUGCCCCUUUCACAUCAAAAGAAUAGAGAGAACUACUGACACUGAAUGAAGGCGCUGCCUUUCCCUCUGCCUGUCUGGCUUUGGUCCUGGUGGCAUGAAAGAGCUUGCAUGUUGAUGAAAGAAGAACUUGGGUGGGACUACAGUAAACUAGAGUAACACAUGAAUAAAUGCAAAGCUGUACCAAGGUCCUGCGAGCUGUAAAAUGCAGUUAAUCGAGUGCCAUUUUUUUUUUUUUGUUGGUCAAAUGAUUUUAAUUAUUGGAAUGCACAAUUUUUUUAAUAUGCAAAUAAAAUGUUUUAAAACCUG
Molecule: messenger RNA, 662 nt
Organism: Calypte anna (Anna's hummingbird)
Lineage: Eukaryota; Metazoa; Chordata; Aves; Apodiformes; Trochilidae
Gene: TMSB4X
Product: thymosin beta 4 X-linked
Exons: 3
Coding region: 99-233 (44 amino acids)
Biological process (GO): actin filament organization; regulation of cell migration
Cellular component (GO): cytoplasm
Molecular function (GO): actin monomer binding
Source: RefSeq, a predicted model, not a curated record